UUGAAGAUAUGCUGGGUGAUCAGCAGUCAGGACAACAAGAUAACAGCACAGCAGGGAUCAUUAUUUUUAACAACUGGGACUGCGGCGACGGCGACGGAUAUCACAACUACGUCUGGAUUUGUCCUCUGCGUUAUCACGACAGGGAAACACGCCUUUGAUUAAAUCAGUUUUUUUUUUGAUGGGAGAAAAGGACCUGCUUGGGAUUUGGAACUCCUGUGGAAUAACGUCCAGCUAUCCUCGCUAACAUGCGACUCUGCGUCUGAAAUAGCACCAGAACGGGACCCCUGGAUGUACCUAGCAGCAUAGACACACACACACCGAAGGAGUCCAGUGCGUACAGACAACCGCGUACCCUAAUGUUGCCAAAGCUAUGCGGCGCUUUCGUUUUGCGGAGCUACCCGGUUAGCUAGCUAGCUCGUCGGCUCGUUGGUGCUGCUGCAAGCCGGGGACGCGGCCCUUAAGGUCGGCGUGCGCGCUCACGCCAUGCCGGUGGUCGGAAGGGCCUUACUGGCAGUGGCAGUUUCCCUCAGCUAUCUUCGGCUAGAUGUAGCGGGGCCCCGAAAGUUCCACGUAUUAGAUUAGUCGCAGGGAUAUUUGUGUUUAAAUUUGAAAACAGCCAUGCGAUACAACUGAAAACAAAACAUACGGAGAGGAUUGGUUAGAUCGGAGCAUCUUCUGCAAGCUCCACAUGUAAACAAGCCUGGCAAGUGUGUGUGUGUGUGAGAGAGAGAGAGUCUGUGGUUGAAGGCUAGCACUAAAUAUUCGAGUUAAUCCUUUGUUGUCUGUAACACUAGUUCUAGGUGUUAAAGUUGAGCUCCGAGUGAUUCCGUUCAAUUCAGUAAUGGGCUUAAAAGUCGUGGAUGUUGUUGAUCUGCAGCGCUGUCAGACAUAUCAGCCAUUCAUUCAUGAUUGAUGACCCUUGAGGAAGCAGACUGUCUGCCAUCCAUUUCCACCACAGCGAAACCACAACGUGAAGCCACUAACACUUUCUGUGCCUCCAAUGUUGUUGGGGGCACAUUUUCAGCACCCAAGGAGCUUCAAGGACUGAUCAAAGCCCAACAGAGAGCCCCAUUGUGUGGACUACCAACUGAACGGGGAAAGAGAUGGUGAUGAUAAGAGAGGCCCAGUGACUGUGUUUGAUCCCACACCAGGAAGCAGAGGAGUGCAGACAUGAGCCUCCGCCAGCCCACAUCCACCCUGGACAGCCCUUUUGCUGCUUGGCUCAACAGUUUCACAACUGGCGAUUCGGAGCGCAGAGCCCCUGCCAGCCAACAGAGAGAGGUGACUAUAGACGAGAGUUCAAGUCCUGGUCUGGUCCACAGAUGUGUGGUGGUGCAGAAGGACCAGCUCGGUUUCGGCUUCACCGUCUGCGGAGAGAGAGUCAAGCUUGUGCAGAACGUCCGACCAGGUGGCGCUGCAGUCAAAGCUGGGGUCCAUGAGGGGGACCGGAUCAUCAAGGUGAAUGGUUCACCGGUCUCCACCAUGACUCACCAGGAAGUGGUAAAGCUCAUAAAAUCCGGACCGCACGUCGCCCUAACACUACAAGGACCGCCCACGUCUGCCACCUCCGUGCCCUUGGAGCCUCUCCCAUCAGACCCUACGCCCAAUCAGAGGUCUUCCCUGGCUGGGGAGGGUCCGCCCCCUCCUCCACCUCUACCCUCCGGACUGGGCAGCACCCCAUCACAAAGAAUCACUGGACCCAAACCGCUACAGGAUCCAGAAGUGCAAAAACAUGCAAGUCAGAUACUCAGGAAAAUGUUGGAGCAGGAAGAGGCUGAACUCCAGGACUUCAUGGAGGAAUUUUCGAAGAACCCGUCGCCGUCGCUGGAGGAGCGGAUCGAGAGCGCCAAGAGGAGAGCUCACCAAGUCCGGGUCAAGAUUCAGAAUCAGGAGGGAACGGGAUCAGAAUCUGUCACAAACUACAUCCAAGCAGGAGAAGGACGGCUGUCGAUGGACUCCAGUGAAGGAGACUUGGAGGCCUUUGAGAGUCCCAGCUCCUCCCCCUCAUUACCCUUCAGGACCCCCUGUCACCGACGCCAGAACUCGGACACACACACCCUGUCUGACACGGGUGUCAAAGCCCAGAUCAUCAGCCCUGAGGAUGAAGAUGAAGAUGGUGAUGGUUAUGCCUUCAAUGAGAUGGACGGUCCCUUCCAGGACAUCGAGUUGUUGAAGUCACGGCCGGCACACAUGACGGUGUUCAUGAGAUACGUCUUCAGCCAGCUGCUGGACCCAAACCCUCUGCUGUUCUACCUGUCUGUAGAGGCGUAUUUAGGCUCCUCCCCUAAAGACGCCCGCGCACUCGCGCCUCAGAUCUGCUCCCACUUCCUGGAUCCUGAUGCUCCCUUGAAAAUCAAAGUGCGUGAGGAAUUUCUAACAGAAAUAGAGAACCGCCUUCACGCCCAGGAGGACAUCAGAGGGCCUCUGUCUGAGCUGCAGCAGCAGGUUCUGCCGGACAUCCAGGACCAGAUUCAAGACUACAGGAACAAGCAGAUGAUCGGUCUGGGCUCCCUGUUUGGAGAAGGAGAUCUGCUUCAGCUGGACGGAGACCCCCUGAAGGAGAAGCAUGUGGUGGACAGACAGGUCGCCGCUCUCUGGGAGAUUCUAUCAAAGCAUGAAGAGGACAGAAGCUCUCCUCUGGCCUCGGCUGUCCUCCUCUACCUGCGACACUCCGGCAUCAAGCUCAGAGACUCCAAGGUCUUCCUCGGCCUGAGCACGGAGAAGGACAAGUGGCUGGCUUUUCUAAAACCCAAAAAGACAAGCAGCACAAAGAAAGAGAAAGAUGGAGAGGAUAAGAAGAAAAACCCCAUCCUGAAGUACAUCGGCAAACCCCGGAGCACAUCUCAGUCCACAUUCCACGUCCCGUUGUCACCCACAGAAGUGCGUUCCGGCAGCGUGAGGAACAUCAUUCAGCAGUUCGAGAACCACACAGAGCUUCCAGGAGAGGAGGACGGGGAUGCUGUGGACCCCCAGAGGUUGUCCUCCAGCAGCCUGGGAGAGGAAGGCAUGGACAGUCCCACGGUCUUGGUGCGUCUGGGGCGCAGCGGGUCGCUAAAGGCUCAGGGUGAAGACCGCCGGCGGGGCACUGUCUCCAGCGGGGACUCGGUGCCCCGCUCUCGCAGCGACGUGGACAUGGAGGACUGCGAGGAGAGGGACCAACCGGGCCUCCGGCUGCUCCAGCACAGCGCCUCGUCAUCCGCGUCCAGCAACUCCGCUAGGUCUCUUGAGAACCCUACACCCCCAUUCACCCCUCGGUCCAGACGCAGGAGUGUGGACUCACAGCUGGCCCUGCUGCCAGACGCCGCGGUGCUGGAGGACGAGGUGUGUGACGGUCAGAACUGGAGGGACACGGUUCCUCCUGAGCUCCUGGCGACCCUCAGCCCCAGGGAAGUGGAGCGGCAGGCCGUCAUUUACGAGCUGUUCACCACUGAGGUGUCCCACCUUCGGACCUUACGGGUUCUUGACAAGGUUUUUUACCGGAAGAUGAGAUCUGUGCUGAACUCAGAGGAGCUGGCCUGCAUCUUCCCAAACCUGCCUCAGGUCUACGAACUCCACGCGAGUCUUUGUGAGGAGAUGAAGAAGCGAAGAGAGAGCCCCAUCGUUCAGAACAUCGGAGACGUCAUGCUGGCCAAGGUUGAAGGCGCAGCUGGGAACGAGUUCCAGGAGCAGGCGUCGCAGCUGUGCUGCCAGCAGACUCAGGCUCUGGAGCUCAUCAAGAACAAAAAACGGAAGGAUCAACGCUUCGCCCAAAUCAUCCAGGAGUGCGAGGCGAGUCCUCAGUGUCGGAGGCUGCAGCUCAAAGACCUGCUGGUGUCUGAGAUGCUGAGACUCACCAAGUAUCCUCUGCUGCUGGACAAGAUCAUCAAAUACACAGAGGGCGGGUCAUCGGACCUCCCGUCGCUGCAGCGCGCCCAAGCUUGUUGCCGAGGCAUUCUGAAGGCAGUCAACGAGGACGUGAGGGAGACGGAGCAUCGUCAGCGCCUCAGUCAGUACCAGCGCCGGCUGGACGUCGCGCCGCAGUUGAAGAGUCUGGACCUCACCGCGAAGAGAAUGAUUCACGAAGGUCCUCUCGUCUGGAAGAUCGGCAAAGACAAGCAGAUAGAGAUCCAAGCGCUGCUGCUGUCGGACUGCCUGGUCCUCCUCCAAAAAGGCCCCGACGACCGGCUGCUGCUCCGUUAUCCGUCCCGCUGGAUGGGAGGAGGAGGAGUGGUCAUCGCCGACAACAAGACCUCCUUCAGUCCCCUGGUGAAGCUGGACUCGCUGCUCGUCCGCUCCGUGGCUACGGACAAAAAAGCGCUGUACAUCAUCAGCACCAAAGAGACGCAGAUUUACGAGCUGGCGGCGGGGUCGCCGUCUGAGAAAGACACCUGGAAGGAUUUACUUGAAAAGACCAUCAAAGCUUUAGAUCCACAGAGCAAUCACGGAUCACUUCCUGUGUCUUCUUCCAGCCUACGCAGCAGUUCACCAGCCUUAACUGAAGUCCGUUCUGCAGAGGAGCAGUCGGAGUUUAUCGGGAGCCACGGCACCGCUGACGACGGCAUGCUGGGUGACCAUCUCGCCGACCAACCUGAAGCCAACAGCAGCGAAGAGGAGCGGGCAGCGGGCGUGGCCGAAGCGGCUCUGCACGACGUGGAAACGCUGCGGCGGCUCCUGCUGCCGGACGUGGACGAGGACCGGAGGAGCCACGAUACGGACGACACCCCCACCAACACCAUGAGCAACGGGAACGCCGACAGACGACGGCAGGACUCCCUGGAGACCGUCCUGGACCUCUGCCUGAGUGAGCCGCGGCCCAGGCAGCCGGAGGCUCCGCCCCCAGAAAGCAGGCAGACCAGCGCCAAGGUGGUCCGGCGAGCUGUGGUUGCGGGUGCUCCUCCUCCUCCUCCUUCUCCUUCUGCCCCUGAUGGCACCGCCGGCGAUGUUAGCCUCCCCUCCGAUCUGUCGUCACAGUCUAGAGGCGAGGCCGACACGCAGGGGAACCUCUUCUACCUGGUGAUGCCGAUAGACCAAGGAGAGAGCGUCACUGACGACCUCCCUGACCCUCCUACACCCACCGCCAGCCACUUUCCUCAACCUCCACAGGACGUGUCGUCAUCACAGACUCAACCGGAUGAGGAAAAAGAAGAAGAAGAAGUAGUGGCGGCCAGCUGCCCGGAGUUCAUCCAAUCAGAUUCAGAAACUAUGCAAACGGAGGUAGAGUUGGAGGAAGGCGAUAAUGACAAUGACGGUGAGGAUGAGGAAACGGGCCCAGCGGCACAACAGAGUCACGUGAUCAGAAACGCGGAUGAGAUUUUUCUCACCAUCGAGGGCUUGAUGAGCAAGUUGCACAAGCUGAAGGAAAUCGAGAAGGCCCAUCACAAGCUGCUAGACUCUCUCAGAGAUCCCUCCCUGAGCCAGGAGUCGGAGGACCAGCCGUGUUGCUCUGCAACCGUCUCCAGGACGCCGUCCAUGGACCGCAGCUCAGGAGACGGUAAGGAGGGAAACCCGGGAGAUCUCAGAAUCCUCUCAACCGGAUUCUGAGUGGAUUCGCUCGCUGUCGACUGAUCUCCACACGCGUCUGUAGGCUGAACACUAAAACGGCCGGCGGACCUAAACACACAUCUCAUUUUACAAUGGGAGACGGCACGAUGGAGAUAGAUUAUUAUUUUCCAAGGAUGGAAGUCUGGAGAGAGUGAGACAGAGAGAGAGAGAGAGAGAAAUGGGAAGAAAAAACAGACAGAAGAAGGAAGUUUGAAGAACUUGAAGUUUUUGGGGGAGAAAAAAAAUGACCAAGUUGGAUUCUUGUGAAGGAAAAAAAAAGAGACUUUUUACGUUGUGUUUUGUAGACCUGGUUGAAGAAGCGGAGCAGAGAAGUGUUGAAAUGUUAAUGUAAGGAAAUGUUCCUAGGGACCCGUCACCCCAGCACUUUACCCAUAAUGCAUCUCUCCCCCCAAACACAGCGCUCCCCAGUCGCGUUCGGACCCGACUGGGGAGCAAGACGACAGUAUGUUUCACGGCCGAAGGACUGUGUCUGAGUAAUUCAGGUCUUUUUUUUUCUUUUCUUUUCUUUUACUUAUUGCACUGCGUAAGAAAAACCAUAAGUCACAUGAACACAAGGACCACUCAACUCACUAAAUCACUGUGGAAAACCCUUUGGUUUCAGCUUUCAGUGAAGCUACAGGAAGGUAAAACUGUUGCAUUAUUUCACUUUUUUUUUUUUUUUUUUUUUUUGCUUUGUGGAAACACUACUGCUCCAUUUACUACUGAAGAAACAAAAAGCAGGUAGGUUUUAAUUUUCUUGCUUCCACGGCGUAAAGGGAUCUCCGCAGACUCACACAGCUGCUCACAUCAUGCCAGGUUGCAUUAUUCGGGGAGGUUUAUAUUCAUGUGUCAUAACCAAAUUUUGGCACUGUCGGUGUUGUAUCCUACGUCUGGAGUUUGGUUUAAACAUGAGGGAAAACUUUGAGUUGUUCAUACUGCGGUAAAGUCGAGUGUAAAGUUGUUAGGGAGAAGCUUGGGAAAAAGCUUUGGGAGAAAAAACUAUUUUUUUAUCUUCCAGUAAAUACACUUGGUUUUGUGCAUGUUAGCCUGUUAGCUUAAAUCUGGAAGAAGUCACAUGUAAAAGAAAUUUGAGAAAAAAAAUAACAAAAUACACCCGUGAGUACCUCAGAAGCUCACUUGUUUACUUUAUACAGAUAAUAACCCAACGCAUCAUAAUGUGGUAGUUACUGUUAGCUGUGAAUUUCAGUACAUUUUCAACAGAACUUGCUCAAUGCUUUGCGUUAGCGGCGUGGUUCUGGUUUUGUGAAGUAGGGUUCUGUGCAGUCGGUACUUGAUGCAGACUGAAAACAAGCCUUUUGGGUUUUCAUAUUUUUGAUAAGUCAUUGGUAGCAGAUCAACUAUUGCACUUGCAAAUGUCAAACGCAAACGUAGCAGCUGUUUAGGUGUGAGCAACAACCGCUACAUUUUUUGAGAUUCUGGUUUUUAUAUUAUGGCGGGAAUUUACUUUAGUCUACAUCCAUCUUUGAUUAGUGUUUGGAUCGUAUGUGACCCAGCUGCAGGUCGGAUACUGACCACUCAUAACUGCUUCACAUUACCCCCACUGAAAAGGGAAAAAAAUGGCUGACAUUUUUCUACACAAUUAUACAAAUAUCAAGCUUGAAGCAGUGAUGAUUACCAGCAUAAUUAUUAUUUUUAUUUGUUUAUAAUUUUUCCAUUUUUUGGCGUGUAACUAAUACAAGUUUGAGCAACCUCCUGCUAAAACGUUUCCUCAUAUUAGCAUUUCACAUCAAAUUACACUUUCGCCAUUUUCACCCAUUUUGGUCUAUCCUACUUCCGGAAAACCACAAAAAAAGACAUUUCAUACCCAUAUAACUAAAACUAUAUAUCGUUUUAUUUAUACAUAAUCUUAAAAAUGAUCAAGUCAAAGAGGGUACGAACUGACACAGUCAGUAAAUGGAAGUGGGGUGCAUAACUAAAAUUAAAAACUUAGGAAAUGGCGAAGAGGCCAAGCGACAAGCACACGUCAGCAUGUAGCAUCUAGCUACAUCCAAGUAAAAUCCGACGUUAGCAUUUAGCAUCAAGCUACAUCCAAGUAAAAUCCGAUGUUAGCAUUUAGCAUCAAGCUACAUCCAAGUAAAAUCCGACGUUAGCAUGUAGCACCAAGCUACAUCCAAGUAAAAUCUGACAUUAGCAUGUAGCAUCAAGCUAACGGUGAGCUUGCUGAAGAUUUAUGUUGUUUACCUUUAUAUGCCUGGUGUAAAGACAAAAACUAUUCCUGGAGCUCCCUUUGGAGUUUUUUUGUUUUGUUGUUAUUUUAAUUUUAUUUAAUAUAUGUAAAUAAAAUUAAAUUAGUUUGGUACUGGGUGAGACCUGAACGCAACAUCAAGAGACGCUAAAACCAAGUGCUUUUCUCCUUUAUUAUUUUAAUCAAAUCUCACUAAUACAUGCUACAUAUUCUUUUCUUACUAAUUUAUAUUUUUUCUUUACAUUUCUCACAGAGGUUUAUCCAAAACUCACUGGAAGGGUUUAUUUCUGAGCUGUUAUUAUUAUUGGAAGUGAUCUCCAUCUUCCAAACACACUGCAGCGUCCUCCAGUGUGUUGUCAGAAAUUGGUUUCCUUUCUGGUGGCGUUUACACUCUCUGAAGGAAGAACAGGAAGGUGGUAGCAUGUGUAUACAUAUAUGAAAUGAAGCUGAAAUAGAAAAUUAAAAAAAGAGAGACAGAGACAAAUUUUUAUUGCAGCUGAUCCUGAAAAAACUUGCAAACGGAAAUGUUGGAAAGUGAUUUACCAAAGUGAGGUGUUGAAGGGAAAAAAUUUUUGUUUUACUUACCAUUUUUGGCUGCUGGGGAUUUUUUUUUCUCUCCAGCGUCACAUACCAGCAGUGGGAUGUUUUUGUCAGACCUCAGUUUUGAAAAUUCAGCACAAAAACACCCGCCCUCAAGAAAAAAAAAAAAAAAAAAAGAAAACCCAUGAUCCUCGCUGGUCUGAAUCAGCUGAAUCUGGAUCAGUUUCCAUCUAAAUAUCUUUCAUUUCGUCUUUUCUCCUCUCUGUCUCUACUACUCAACUAAGUGGUUGUAUUUCCUGUUUCUACCUCUACACUUUGUAUCUUCCUUUUCAUUGUAUUAACUUGUACAUUGACAUCAAUGUUGUGACCCUAACUGGCUGAAUUAAAGACAGCUCAAACUGAUUACCUUUUUUUUUUGACAAAAAAGAAUAUAUAUAUAUGUUGCACAGAUAAAUUUCCCUGCACAGUGCAAACUACUGUAUGCAUAAACACAUUAUUAAUUUCCAUAUCAUUGUCUUUAUUUGGUCUCAUCAGUCAUGUGUAAUAUAGAGAAAUCCAACCCACUUGUUUUAUAAUAUUUUUUCUGUUCUGUAAAGCCUUAGUUCUUGUAUUUGAUUUUAUUUUUGUAGACAUGAUUUUAAUAAAAGGAUGUAUAAAUUAUUUUCUGUUUUUUUUCCCUUGUUUUGUUUUGAGAGAUGGAUGAGUUUGUUAGCUGCACAGAAGGCAAGCAGAUUUUUGUUUCUGGUUUAUGUGUUUUUUGUGAGAUUAAAAUGAUGAAACUGGAAAAAGAA
This is a messenger RNA of Poeciliopsis prolifica (blackstripe livebearer), 9057 nucleotides long. RefSeq names its product rho guanine nucleotide exchange factor 11-like. NCBI's taxonomy places the organism in Eukaryota, Metazoa, Chordata, Actinopteri, Cyprinodontiformes, Poeciliidae. Gene Ontology annotation, biological process: G protein-coupled receptor signaling pathway. The record is from RefSeq and is a predicted model, not a curated record. Gene Ontology annotation, molecular function: guanyl-nucleotide exchange factor activity; G protein-coupled receptor binding. Gene Ontology annotation, cellular component: cytoplasm.